This is a messenger RNA of Plasmodium relictum, 939 nucleotides long. Its product is annotated as conserved Plasmodium protein, unknown function. The transcript has a single exon. Bases 1 to 939 code for a protein of 312 amino acids. NCBI's taxonomy places the organism in Eukaryota, Apicomplexa, Aconoidasida, Haemosporida, Plasmodiidae. The record is from RefSeq and is a predicted model, not a curated record.
AUGAAAAAUAAUUUUCAAAAUGAACAUUUUAAAGAAGGCAAUUACAUUAAAGCUUGGAUCAAAAAAUCGGAAAAUCCUGAAUUAUAUAAAGAUUUUAAUGAUUUAGAGGAUGAAUCUUGUACAAAUGAAUUUAUAAAAGUUGUUGAUUUUAAUAAUUUUAAUAGUAAUUUUAUAAAUACAAUAAUGAACGAACAUUCACCUGAAAGAAUAAACAAAAAUAAAAAAAGAAAAGCAUAUUGCUUAUUUUAUAAUAGUGAAAUUGAGUCAGAAAAUAAUAGCUAUAAUGAUGAGCAUAAAAAUUAUAAUAAUAUAUAUUCAUCUUAUGAAGAUACUGAAAUAAAAUAUUUUAAACCUUUAGAUAAAACACCAUCUUGUGAUAUGAAAGACAGACAAAUAAUUUAUUAUAAAGAUGAAAAUUCGUCAAUUAAAAAAUUGAAAAGAGAAAAUUCUUGUUCAGAAAAUAAUUAUGACAUUUUUUGUAAUAAUAUAGUGGAUUCUUCUCCAUAUUUAAAAUUAAAACAAUGUACUAAACCAAGUUAUGGAAGUGAAAGUACUAGUGAAUUUUUUAAAAAUUAUGAAUUUGAAACUCCAAUCAAAGUUUUAAGAUCAAAGGAAAAAAAUUAUGACUUUAAAAAUAAAAAAGAUAGCUCUACUAAUACAACUAAAGAAAAUUCUUAUCAAGAAAAUGUUUCUUCAAAUAAUAGUGAAACUAAGAGAACAAUCAAUUUUUCUAAUAAAACAGAAGAUUUCAACGAUUUGCAAUCCAAUUCAGAUAAUGAAUAUUUAACAUCUUCUGAAUAUGUAGAUGAGGAAGAUUUAUCGAGAUAUAGACGCAAAAAACAAAGUGAAGUUAAUUUCCUAGGACAAAAAUUAGAUUAUAAAGUAGUUGGAAAUGUUAUAAAUUGUUCAAAAAAUCAUCCACGUUUUACUAUGUUAUAA